Messenger RNA from Thermothelomyces thermophilus ATCC 42464, 1019 nucleotides. RefSeq lists its product as uncharacterized. The coding region runs from base 260 to 439 and encodes 59 amino acids. The transcript is spliced from 2 exons. NCBI's taxonomy places the organism in Eukaryota, Fungi, Ascomycota, Sordariomycetes, Sordariales, Chaetomiaceae. The record is from RefSeq and is a predicted model, not a curated record.
GCACUCUGGAGUUGACUGCUUUUCUGAUGUUCGUAUCAACUUGCAUCGACCUACCGAGGGGACGCCGGCCCGUUCUACAGACCCGUGGUUCACGAGCCGGCCGUUGUGCGGAGCGGAUUCAUGAGAGUUAAUGCGAGCACAAUGUCUAGCCUGCCUUGGUUGUGUUACGCCAUGCCCGGGCCAAGUCAUCAUUUCGACAUUAUCUCCGCCGACGCUGGGUCCGUUCGUUCAUGUUUAGGGAUGUCGUGAGGUGUGAGACAUGAACGCGCCAUCCAAUUCGUCACCUGAGAAGUACCAUCCGGAACCGCUCCGUUUAGCUACUGGCUCGGCAGCCUGGUAUUUCGGCCUUUUCCUAUGCCUGGAUCUGAAGACAUUGGCAAAAUGCAAGCGCCAACACGGACCUGUCGGAGAUAUUGAUGAUGGGCACCUUUCAGGGUGACGGACAUUUACAAUCUGUCGCCGACACGUGCCUACUGCGGCUUGUUUCAGGAUCCUUGCAACCCUUCUCUCUUCACCCAGCUUGCUGGAUACCAUGACCGGCUUGCUGCUGCGAGCCCCAGAAUAAGCAUCAUGUUGACUGCACAGGUGCUGAAUCUGCACGGUUUCGACAAUCCUUCUAGAAGAAGCACGGGGUCUGCAGCACCAAUCCCCCAGAGACGGAUCUAGAGUCAAUUGUACGGUCCGAUAUGCUUUGAGACUGGCCAGGCGUUGCAGCGCCGUUGGAUAUUGUGGCUCACCAACUGCGCCAACCCGUAACCACUUCCCAGCCGUCCUUAAUUGGAUUAUCGAGCAUUUGGCCGGUGACAUGCACGUACCCGGGUUGUCUUUGUCCUCCUCUCUCCGCCAGUUUCCAUCCCCCAGUCACAUAGUCAUUCGCCUACGCGAAGAAGAUCGGCGGGAAAUGACAAUAGCAAAGUGUGCGCGGACUCCCCGGGAGGAUGCGGAGAAAAGGCCGAACUCGACAAGCUGCAGAUGAACAUUCAAUGAAGUUGUUCUGACAAGACCACAAGCGGUCGCUG